GUGGCGGUUAUGGCAUGGAGGUGGAUGGGCGCGUGGGUGUGAGAGCGGGGGCAAGCGAAAAAGGAGAGGCAAGCAGCGGGAUGCGCAGUGGCGGGGACGACCGGGUGGCCUUGCUGCGCCGGAGCGAAAGGGGACCAUGCAGGGAGGGAGCCACCAGCUCUAUUUAUGGCGGCGUGCGGCCGGCUGCCUGCUGUGAGGGGGGCGGCAAGACAGUGUCCGUGAAUGUGCUUAUAGGGAGGGGAACGCGGGAGAAGGUUCGGAGAGAAGCUGGGAGUGAUGGAGUGAUGGCUGCAGGGAAAGCGGAAGGGGGAAAAGGAGAUAAGACAAUCUCAGUGAAUGUGCUUGUAGGGAGGGGAACGCCGGAAAGGAUGACAAGAGAAGCCGGUGGAGUGGGAGUGAUGGUCGCAGAUAAGAAGGAUGGGCGUCCAACAGCAGGGGGAAACGGGGAUAAGACGGUCUCUGUGAACGUGCUUGUAGGGAGGGGAACGCCUGAAAAGGCGGGGAGAGAAACAGGGGGAGAGGGAAGGAAGGUAGCAGGGAACGACCAAGGGAGAGCAACGGAGGGUAAGGGACCCAAAUUGGUGUCUGUGAAUGUGCUUAUAGGGAGGGAGAUAGGGGGAACCAGGAUGGAGGCGAGCAAGUGGAAGAGCGGUGAAACAAGUGCGGAGAUGGCGGGCAAGACGCGUGGUGAGAAGCAGAGUUGUAGCGACGGCAGGGGCAGUGAGGGCAAGGGCAGUGAGGGCAGGUGGAGAAGCAGGCAUGCGACAGUCACAGGCGAUGGCAGACAGCGCGAGUUGCAGGCGGGCAGCAGUGGGGGAGUCACCAGUGCUUGCAGCUCUGGCAGCGGUGAUGGGGACAGGAGCGAGAGCGAUGCUUGCAGCAGUGGGCUCGAGAUGCUGGGGGCGAGGAAGGGAGGAGAUAGAACGCGCGAGGGAGAAAGAGGAGGGCGAGAGGGAGAUAAGGACAGGAGCCACGAGAGGGUAAAGACGAGGGGUAUGGACAGAAAUGGUGAGGGCAGGCAAACUGAGUUUGAGGGGGAGAUGAGCGGCUGCAGGAAGAAAUGCAGGGGGGGAGAAAACGAGGGAGAGAGGGACAGAGAAAGGCACCGAGGGUUUGUUGCGGAGAGAAAGUCUGCUGCACGAGAGGGAGAAAGAGCAAUGGACGUAGCAGGAGGAGCAACACAUGGGGCAGAGCAAGGGCGAGCAGCUGUGGGCAAGAGAGCAGGGGAUUUCCCGUCGGCACCGUUGUUUACUGAUCGAUCAACGGCUGCGGUUGCUUCCCUGUCUGCAUAUACAUCAACGGCAACUGUUGCUCCACCUGGCUUCAAUCUGCACCUGACCUCCCAGCCCAUGCUUCUCCGUCUCCCUCCCCCCCUUGCCUCUCCCGCCCCCUUUCCGCUCCUCUGCCUGCCACCACCUGCCAACCCCACAGUACCACCUGCCAACCCCACAGCACCACCUGCCAACCCCACAGCACCACCUGCCAACCCCACAGCACCACCUGCCAAGCCUACAGCACCACCUGCCAAGCCCACAGCACCACCUGCCAACCCCACACCACCACCUGCCAAGCCUACAGCACCACCUGCCAAGCCCACAGCACCACCUGCCAACCCCACAGUACCACCUGCCAACCCCACAGCACCACCUGCCAAGCCUACAGCACCACCUGCCAAGCCUACAGCACCACCUGCCAAGCCCACAGCACCACCUGCCAAGACCACAGCACCACCUGCCAAGCCUACAGCACCACCUGCCAACCCCACAGCACCACCUGCCAAGCCCACAGCACCACCUGCCAAGCCUACAGCACCACCUGCCAACCCCACAGCACCACCUGCCAACUCCACAGCACCACCUGCCAAGCCUACAGCACCACCUGCGAAGCCCACAACACCACCUGCCAACCCCACAGCACCACCUGCCAACCCCACAGCACCACCUGCCAAGCCUACAGCACCACCUGCCAACCCCACAGCACCACCUGCCAACUCCACAGCACCGCCUGCCAAGCCUACAGCACCACCUGCCAAGCCUACAGCACCACCUGCCAACCCCACAGCACCACCUGCCAAGCCCACAUCACCACCUGCCAAGCCUACAGCACCACCUGCCAACCCCACAGCACCACCUGCCAACCCCACAGCACCACCUGCCAACCCCACAGCACCGCCUGCCAAGCCCACAGCACCACCUGCCAAGCCCUGCGUCGUGACGGCCCUAGCUGCAGCAGCGCUCUGCACCCAGGGAAGCACUUCUCCCCCUGCCCUCCCGCCUCCUCUCUCUGCCCUCCCGCCCCCUCUCUCUGCCCUCCCGCCCCCUGUCUCUGCCCUCCCGCCCCCACUCUCUGCCCUCUCGCCCCCUGUCUCUGCCCUCCCGCCCCCUCUCUCUGCCCUCCCGCCUCUUGCCCCCCCAAGGCCAGCGCCUCAAGCCGCUUUAGAACCCCCCACAUCCCAACCUACCACUCAUGAAGCUUCCAAACCGCAUUCCUUGCCUUGGCAAGCCUCCAAACCUUCCAGGCCUGCAGGCUUGGUUGCUUCCUUGGCCCAACCGAGGCUGGUGGUGCUGGCCCUGCCUGCCCCUGGUGGCGUAGAAAUGGGAGGGGGGGGGAGGGCAGGCAGGGGCGAAAGGAGUGUGCGGGGUGAGAGGAGGGUGAGGGGUGGGAGGGUGGUGGUGGGGGUGGAUGGGGCGAGAGGCAGUGCUGCAGAGGGGCAAGGGAGGCGGAGAGAGUUGCCAGUGCGGUUGAAUGAAAGGGUUGGGGGAGAAGGAGGAGUGGAUUCGAGGAGAGGGGGGAGGCGUGGGGAGACGGGGAGGGAGAGGGGGAGUCAGGAGGAAGGGGAGGGUUGGGCAGUGAAGAGGGGGCGUAUGGCACGAGGCAAGGCGGUUAGAGCGAUGCUGGAAGUCUUGCCCAGUGGUAGUGGCGAUGGUGGAGGUGGUGGUGGUGGUGGUGGUGGUGGUGGUGGGAAGGGCAGCAGGAGCAGUGGGGAGAGUGGUGGCAGUGGAGGUAGGGGUGGUGGUGAUGGAAGUGGCUAUGUUGACGGUGGUGGCAGGGGAGCUGUGGCGGCAGGGGCAAGCGAUGGUGCUCGCCGUGGUGACAGCCACGGCUGCAGUAUGGAGGCGGCUGCACGCGCAGAUACUGACGCCGGUCGUGGUGGUGGGAACAGGGAGCCCGUGCGGGGUAGCAGGAGUCAGAGGGCUUCAGGGUGGCGGCUGCAGCACCGUGCACCAGACCUUCGCCCAGAGAGGGAGGGUGAGAGUAGGGGCGGAGACGGAGGCAGAGAGGGAGGCAGAGAGGGAGGCAGGGAGGGAGGCAGAGAGGGAGGCAGAGAGGGAGGCCAUGCGGAGAUUGGGCUUUGCCCCCCACUGAGGAGAAGGCGGCGAGUUGUAACGGGCGGAGAGGCAGGAGGAAAGUGGGGGGAGGGAGCGGAGGAACGCCCGGGAGAGCGGUUGGCUGGGAGCCGCACUGCUGGGUCGCAUGGGAGCAGCUCUAGCAGUGGCUGUGAUGCCAGUAGCUCGGAUGGUUAUGGCUCGGUUGGUGAUACCUCGGUUGGUGAUACCUCGGUUGGUGAUACCUCGGUUGGUGAUACCUCUGAUGGUGAUACCUCUGACGGUGAUACCUCGGAUGCUGCAAGCUCUCAUGGCGGUACCUCUCUUGGCGGUACCUCUGGUGAGGCUAGGUCAGAAGCGUCACAUGAGUGCGGAAGCGAGGAUGGUGAUGCUGCCUGUGGCCAUGGCAGUGGCACUGGGGUGGGCGGUGAAGGGGAGGGCGGCAAGCAUUCUCCCCAGCGCAGGGAGCAGAGAGGGGCGGGCGAGGGAGAGGAGGAGCAGGUGGAGCACGGCGUGAUGGCAGAGCUCGCAUCAAUCAAGGCUCGCCUGGAAGAAGCACUGCUCUCAGUGGAAGCGCUGGCCCAAGCGCGUGUGCUGCUGUGGUACCUGGCCGGUCUUGACAUCUCCCCGCCUCUCCUCCGCCGCUCGGGCCUCCUCUCCUGCAUCGCCUGCCUCGCCUCUCUCCCCAACCCCUCCCCCGUGCCAAUGCCCCAGCCACACCACACCACAUGCCAUGCAUCUGCUGCUGCUUCUUCUGCUGCUGGCGCUUCUGCUGCCGCUGCGGCUCCGUCCCAGCAGUACGGGCAGCAGGCAGGCGGCGCAGAGUGGCAGAAGCAGCAGAGGGGAAAGCACAUGGCUGAGAGGGCGCGGCUGCUGCUGGCGGACCGUGCGAUGGCGCUGCACAGACAGUGGACGGGGGAGGGGUGAUGGCAGCACUGCAGAGUGGGCAGACUGAGGCAGGCAGCUCAGGAGUGUGUCUGCAUGCAUGCAAGGCAACGGCAGUUGAGUGCAGUCCUGCGCGCAAGGCAUUGAGAGAUGCCACAAUCUGGUUAGCAUAUUUAUGAUGGCUCAAUUCAAAUGGAUACUUAUAAUGGUAGGAGUGAUUGUGGUGCAUGAUGCAUACAGCAGAGGAAUGUGAACAAGAGCUAUACCAGUGAGAAGAAGUUAACAUCAUUGUAAAUCAUGACAAUCGCUAGUAUUGUAUGGUGUACCACAUUGUUAU
Messenger RNA from Closterium sp. NIES-67, 4548 nucleotides. NCBI's taxonomy places the organism in Eukaryota, Viridiplantae, Streptophyta, Zygnematophyceae, Desmidiales, Closteriaceae. The record is from the annotation of a GenBank genome assembly.